This is a messenger RNA of Oryza sativa Japonica Group (Japanese rice), 1604 nucleotides long. NCBI's taxonomy places the organism in Eukaryota, Viridiplantae, Streptophyta, Magnoliopsida, Poales, Poaceae. The record is from RefSeq and is a predicted model, not a curated record.
AUGGCCUCCACUGUGCUCAUUGUCUCUGCAUCUCUCCUUGCACUCUUCUUCUUCUUGCAUAGUGCUGAUGCAGAUGUUGGCAGUAAUGUGUUCAGCAUACAGAGCUACGGGGCUCAUGGAGACGGACGACAUGAUGACACCAAAGCAUUGGGAGAUACAUGGGCUGCAGCUUGCUCCUCUGCAAAACCUGCAGUUUUGCUCAUCCCCAAGGGCAAGAAAUACCUGAUCAAGCACACAACACUGUCUGGUCCAUGCAAAUCAAGCAUCUCAUUGAUGGUGAAGGGUAGUUUGGUGGCUUCUCCAGAGAGGUCAGACUGGAGCAAGGAGACCAUAAGGCACUGGAUUCUGAUCAGUGGUGUCACUGGUCUUACUGUCACUGGUGGUGGGACCAUAGAUGGAAAUGGCAAGAUUUGGUGGCAAAAUUCAUGCAAAACCAACUCAAAGCUUCCAUGCACAGAAGCUCCAACGUUUUACCUAUCGCAGGCACUGACAUUCUACUCCUGCAAGAAUCUGAAGGUAGAGUAUCUGAAGGUGGUGAACAGCCAGCAAAUCCAGAUUUCAGUGGAGGAUUGCACCGAUGUGAUGGUGUCUCGCCUGUCGAUCACAGCACCAGAAACAGCCCCAAACACUGAUGGAAUCCAUAUCACACGCAGCAGAGAUGUUGAGGUGACAGACUGCAUGAUCAAGACCGGGGAUGACUGCAUGUCAAUCGAGGACGGAACCGAGAACCUGCAUGUCAAGAACAUGGUGUGUGGACCGGGACACGGCAUCAGCAUCGGUAGCUUGGGUGAUCAUAAUUCUGAAGCUCAUGUCAACAAUGUCACCGUCGACAAUGUCAGGUUGUAUGGCACAGCCAACGGAGCUCGCAUCAAGACAUGGCAGGGAGGAAAGGGUUCAGCGAAGAACAUCGUGUUCCAGAACAUGGUCAUGGACAAUGUCUGGAACCCCAUCAUCAUCGACCAAAACUACUGCGACUCUUCUACACCCUGCAAGCAACAGGUAUACAAAGUUAAAACUGAAUUUUGGACAAAAUUACGUUUAACACGGUUAAUUUCUUGGCAUUAAUUAAUCUGUGCAGUCAAAGCUUAACUUCAUAUAUAUAAUUUUGGUUGCAGAAAUCUGCAGUGGAGGUGAGCAAUGUGCUGUUCAAGAACAUCAGGGGCACAAGUGCAUCAGAGGAGGCCAUCAUGCUGCAUUGCAGCAGCAGUGUACCUUGCCAUGGCAUAACCUUGGAGAAUGUCAAUCUCACUGUCAAGGGAGGUAGCAGUAAUGCCAAGAGCACCUGCCAGAACGCAGAAUGGAAGAAAUCCGGGAGUGUCAGUCCACAGCCAUGUGGUUUCAGGAACUGACAUGAAACAUGAACAUCCAUGUGGUUUCAGGAAUUGAUCUGAAACAUGAACAUCCUUGGACCUUGGAAGAUGUAGAGAAGUAGGAGUAUUUUACAUCGUGGAGCUAGAGAGACAGGUGUAUAUAUUCAGAAGAACAUGUACAGGAGGAAUACAUGACAUGUACAGAAGUGUAUAGGAAUUUGCAAUUGAGAUUAUUUCUUGUAACUCGUACCACUCUAAAUCAUGGCAAAAUAUAAUCAUCAAUGUUGACCAUCA